ACUGAAUUCAGGGGAAAUUACGCCAGUACGUCUUUACGUCAUGACGCACCGUCAGCUGUUGACAGACGGAGGCUCUCAGGUUUCGACCUCCGGCUACUCUUCUGUCUGAUGCACUCUCUGAGUGUGCUCGCUGUCAUUGAAGUCGCUGUGAAACCCACAUGGUGUUCGUGGACCUGUCGGUAACGGAACAUAUGCUACCAUGAGCGCUUUGUGUCGCCUGCUUCGGACGGGACUGCUGAGCGGUCGGCCGYCGUGCUGUUUUCUCCCCGGACAGCUGGAUGUGUGCGGUGGGGUGGCUCUCCCGGUUCGGACGGCCAGCUCCUCCAGUCCUGUGAACCUGACUUACGACGUCUUCGACGGGAAAGGAGAGAGCACUCCCCUGGUGUUCCUGCACGGCCUUUUUGGCAGUAAAUCUAACUUCCACUCCAUAGCGAAGUCCUUGGUGCAGCGCACAGGCCGAAAGGUGUUGACUGUAGAUGCCCGGAACCACGGAAACAGCCCUCACACCCCUGAGCUGACCUAUGAGGCAAUGGCCAACGAUCUGAAGCACCUCCUCGGCCAGCUGCAUAUUGACAAGUGCGUCCUCAUCGGCCACAGCAUGGGGGGGAAAACCGCCAUGACCACCGCUCUGACACAGCCGAGUUUAGUGGAGGGGUUGGUGGUCGUGGACAUCAGCCCCGCCCAGUCCGCCACACGCACCAACUUCCGCUUCUACAUCCAGGCCAUGCAGGAGAUGACGAUCUCCUCCGACAUCCCUCGUUCCACCGCCAAGCGGAUGGCUGAGGAUCAGCUGCGCCCUUUGGUGAAGGAGCACUCGGUGCGUCAGUUCCUGCUCACCAACCUGGUGGAGCAGAACGGACACUACAGCUGGAGGGUCAACCUGGAGUCCAUCGCAGCACACCUGGAUGAAAUCCUGAGUUUCCCCAGCUUUGACACCGUCUACAACGGACCAACGCUGUUUCUGGGUGGAGCCAGCUCAGCUUAUAUCAGCUCGGAGGAUUACCCUGAAAUCCAGAGGCUGUUCCCCAACGCGGACAUCCAGUACAUCCCCGAUGCCAGCCACUGGAUCCACGCCGACAAACCCUUAGAUUUCAUCAGCUCCAUCAUCUCCUUCCUUCAGUCUUAGCUGCCUCCAUCACGUAACACACCCCCCCACCCCACCCCCAAAACUUUACAACUCCCAGCCUCUCUGAGCGUCCACCCCACCCCCUCGCUGAGAAGGCGAGUAUUUCGUCAGCUUCGAGGCGAGGCGAGAGGUGGGUCAUUGUUGAUGAAACACUGGACCAAACUCACCUUCUAACAUGAACAGUUAGUGUAGUAUCAGCUUAUCUGUUGUUUCAUUUCUCCCCCUGACACCGAGUGUUUCUAGAUGUUUUUGUGUUGAUUUUUAUUUAAAGUAGACAAAAAGAAAACUCUCACAGUUUAAUACAAUGGGGCUGUUUUUGGAGGUGUUGUACUAACCCAAAGAGACUCUCAUUUGCACUGUCCUGUCUUUAUGUUCACACUUUUAGGUCAAGACAAAAGCAGCUGUGCGUUAAUCUGGGGUUGGUAAAGUUGUGACAUGUUUUAAGCUUUUAUUGUGAAAGAGCGAGUUCAGUGUAAGUCGAGUGUGGGGGUGUACACAUAGUGUUACAGCUGUAGGUUUGAUGAUGUUUUGGAGAUGAUGGUUGUAGAUUGGUCAGUAUUUUUAUUGUUUAUUUAGCUUCCCCGUGUGUCAGGCGUGAGGKUUUACUGCUUAUAUUUUUAAGCCAACCAAGCUAAAACUCUCCAAUGCAGUAUUACCACAAACUGUUUAGUGACUACUCCAGGUGACUUGCUAAUUAAUAUAUUCUCCUGAUAUGAUUUUGUGUCUGGCAACAAGCCGUGGUGAUGUUGUGUGUUUGUAAUUGGUCAGUCCUUUCAGUGGUUGUUAAAUUGAUGUUUUACCAAUUUAACCUGUGUAUCACUUAUCCUUACAAAUAAGGCCCAAGGCUAUAUGGGUGUAUAAUAUGCUGCCACAAUGUAAGAAAGUAUCUAACCUUUAUAAUCAUUUCAGUCCAUGACGGUUAAGUUUGGUCUAAUAGUAAAACUGCCAAUUGUAUAAAGAAAAAGCAGGGUGUCGUUCAGUUGUACGUGCCUCUUUUAUCGAGAACUCCUUUCUUUUUUUUUCCAUUUCUGUCCAAACUUUAGGAACAGCUUUUAUUCUACAAUAAUAUUCUGUAGAUUUUAGAUUGGCAGCUGGGUUGCCAGUUCUGCGCGAGGCACUAAAUUUUUACUGCAAAUAUUGUUUUACGUUUGAUGUGAAUAGAGAUUUAAGAAUUAGUUCAGUGAYGCUUCGUUUUUUCAUUGUGAGGCUCUGGUUAGAGGAGAGCCACCUCUUCAUCCUCACCCACCCCCACCCCCUCCUCCUGCAGGACUGACCUGUCUUGCGGUACGUUAUGUAUAGUGGGAGGUGGCGGGUAUUAGUGACACUUGAAUGCAGGUCUUGUUUCAGCUUCUGAGGAGUUGCAGUGAAACUCUUGACCAACACAGAGUAGUUUGAUGACUGUAAGCAGUGGUGGGCAUAGCUGAUCAAAAUCUUAGCUUUAACAUCUACACUUCCUUAGUUCCACUAAUGACAAAAAGCUAAAUAUAUAUAAAAUUGACAGAAGCUAAAGCACUAAUAUUUAUCAUAUUUGCAUCUCGUGUCAACUCGAACAGCCUGCAGUGGCUUUCAGGAUUUUAUCUUUGAACACAAAAGCCUCAGACGUCUCAGUUUUAAAGUCCUUAACUUCAUCACAGACAUCAAAACAAACUCAAAUGUGUAAUGUGACAAAAUAUAAGUCAACGCAACCCAAACUGUGUCACGGAUCACGGAUAAAAAUGUUAUUUUUAGAGGUGAGUUUUGAGAAAAAUUGGUUUUAGUUAAGCCAAGAGGCGGAGCUACAACUGCUGACGAAAAAAACAGGAAGUGACAAAUUACAGCCUUUGAAAUCGUGUUA
This is a messenger RNA of Austrofundulus limnaeus, 2960 nucleotides long. It is a transcript of the gene abhd11, whose product is annotated as abhydrolase domain containing 11. Gene Ontology annotation, biological process: lipid metabolic process. Gene Ontology annotation, cellular component: mitochondrion. Gene Ontology annotation, molecular function: carboxylic ester hydrolase activity. NCBI's taxonomy places the organism in Eukaryota, Metazoa, Chordata, Actinopteri, Cyprinodontiformes, Rivulidae. The coding region runs from base 200 to 1126 and encodes 308 amino acids. The record is from RefSeq and is a predicted model, not a curated record. The transcript is spliced from 6 exons.